GGGGCGGUCCAAAGGGGGCGGGGAGCCCGCGGCGGUUAAUUCUUUUUACAGAGUGGCUUCUCAUCCCUGGUUCUGGGAUUUCCUGAGGCUGCGAGAAAUGGUUAGGUCUGGAUCCCGACCGAGCCAGGUGUUAUCUUCAGGAAGGAACUCUGGAUCUGCUAAAUUAACAAAUGGAAAGAAAGGGACUCAUUUAAGAAAAAUAUCACGUUUUAAUGCAAAUUCUGGCUAUCCCACUCAUUCUGAUUCAGAAAGUCAGACUGAAACUAUACAGGGGCUUGAUGGUUGUGCUUCUUUGCUGCGGGACAUUUUGAGAAAUGAAGAUUCAGCUUCAGAAACAGCAUAUUCAGAAAAUAGAUGUAACUCCAGACCUUUAGAAGGCAAAAAAUGUGGAUCUAAAAAGAAAGGACAUGAGAAACAUAUUUUUCCUUCAGUAGUCUGGAAGGAAACAUUAUCUUCAGAUAAUAAAAAGCAGAUACUUAAUGAAGCUUCUGCUGGAAGUGAAAGAGACACAUCAAGCAUAGCACAAGAUUGGUCAUUACAAGAUCAUUAUAGAAUGUAUUCACCAAUAAUAUACCAAGCCCUCUGUGAGCAUGUGCAGACUCAGAUGUCAAUGAUGAGUAACUUGGCUUCGAAGAAUUGUUCUAAUGGAAUUCCUGCUACACCUUGCCAUACUGAGUCUGGUUCUGAAUAUCAGGCAACAUCACGUUCUGGUUAUGGCUGUUCUACCUCUACCCCAGCCUGGUCACCUCAGCGGCUGCCCUGCCCUCCAGUGGUUCAUUCUGAAGUCCAAACUGAUGAUGAUAACCAGUUGGCAUCACAAAGUAAAAUAAUCUCUGUGAACUAUUCUGAUGGCCCAAGGAAUUCAUUUAAUAUCAGUCCUGGAGUUCCAUGUGGCUUGCCCCAAACUGACAAAGCGGCUAUUCCAACAUUUCAGCAGCCAAGUCUUGCUAAUUGGAUUCUGACACAAAAAGAAGUUCCUAAGGAAGCAGACCUACUAAAGUGUUUUCAAACACAUAUGUCUCUGUUUCAAUCUCAUGAAAAAGAAACUCUUCCGGACAGUCAGACACACCGAAGCUCCACUCAAUCACAGCUAGCUUUCUUGGCCACUAAUGAAGAAAGAUGUGCCAGAGAACAAAUUGGAGAGGCCACAAAUGAAGGAAAGUAUUUAAACAUACAUGUGCAAGAUACAAAAACAGUCAAGGAUGUACAGAAGGCAAAAAAUGUGAACCAGACUGCUGACAAAGUUAGAACUAUAAAAUAUUUGUUGAGAGAACUCAAGGCUCUGGUAGCAGAACAAGAGGAUUCAGAAAUUCAGAGAUUGAUAACAGAAGUAGAAGCAUGUAUAUGUGGGCUUCCAGCAGUAAGUGGAAACAGAAAUAUUCAAGUUGAAAUAGCACUGGCUAUGCAGCCAUUGAGAAGUGAAAAUGCUCAGUUACGAAGACAAUUGAGAAUUUUGAACCAGCGACUCAGAGAACAAGAAAACACUCAAAAGACAUCUGGCCCCGUAGAAUGCAACCAUGAAUUGUAUUCCCUUCAAUCAUUGAACACAUCACUGCAAAAUCAAUUGCAGGAGUCACUGAAGAGUCAGGAAUUACUACAGAGUAAAAAUGAAGAGCUCUUAAAAGUGAUUGAAAAUCAGAAAGAUGAAAACAAAAAAUUUGCUAGUAUAUUUAAAGACAAAGAGCAAACACUUCUUGAAAAUAAACAGCAAUUUGACAUUGAGAUAACAAGAAUAAAAAUUGAAUUGGAGGAAGCCUUGGUCAAUGUGAAAAAUUCCCGGUUUAAGUUAGAAACUACUGAAAAGGAAAAUCAGAUAUUGGGAAUAACACUGCGUCAGCGUGAUGCUGAAGUGACUCGGCUGAGAGAAUUAACCAGAACUUUACAGAACAGUAUGGCAAAGCUGCUCUCAGAUCUUAGUAUGGACACUGCUUGCUGCAAGCCUGGAAAUAACCUUACCAAAUCAAUUCUGAACAUUUAUGAUAAACAGCUUCAACAGGACCCAGUCCCUCCCCACACUUCCAUUAUGAGCUACCUAAAUAAGUUAGAAACAAAUCACAUGUUUACACAUUUGGAGCCACUUUCUACAAUUAAAAAUGAAAAAACCAUAGAAAAAAAACCCUAUGAAAAUGUUUUGCCCUCCAAAGUCCCUCCACAUAGUGAUAUUGGGGGCAUGGAGAGAGUAUUCGCACCUGAGAUUCUUUCUACCCUUUCAAAACAUGAUUCUGAUGCUGAGUGUGAAACCAUGACUUUAAUAGAAGAUGAAUGUAAUUUAGAUAACACAAUUUAUAUUCCUUUUGCUAGAAGCCCUUCUAAGAAGAACCUACCACUUUCUAGGAGAGUAUCCCCCCAGCCACAGAUAAGUGUUGCUACAAGACAACUAGUCAGCGAUAGUGCACUUAUCUCUGAAACAGAAAGUAAACUGUGUGUACCUGUAGUUUGUUCUUCAAAAAAUGAAACAGAAGAUGCACCUGAAAAACUUUCCAGAACAACCGACACGGAAGACAAACAGCUCCUCAAGAAAAUAAAGGAGGCAAUUGGUAAGAUCCCUGUUGCUGUUGAGGAUCCAGAGGAACAAGCUGCAUGUCCUGGCCUGUCAGCUUGUCACAGCACCAAUGUUCAAGUGAAAAGCAAUGUUGUCUGUGAUGGCAGCUUUUUAAAUUCUGACUUGAUGUCAGACUGGAGUAUCUCUUCUUUUUCAACGUUUACGUCUCGUGAUGAACAAGACUUCAGAAAUGGCCUAGCAGCGUUGGAUGCCAACAUAGCUAGGCUCCAGAAGUCCUUACGGACUGGUCUUCUAGAGAAAUGAAUUCAAAAGCAAAUUGAUUGAGUACUUUCUCUUUUUAAGAUUAGAACUUGGCUAUAUCGAAGGUAUAUUUUAAAUUUCUGUAGAAAAAUAACUUUAUAUUGUUAAUUAUGUAUAAAAUAAUAAAUUUUAUGUAUAAAAACUUACUGUUGGAAUAUUUUGACACUUGGGAAUUUAUAAAAAGUCAUCUUAAGAAAUUAAAAAUUGCCAAGACAAUAACUAGGAAAGUAUUUUAAUUUAGUACUUAUCAAUUAGAGUUCUUUUACUAGUAUUUAACUGUGGGGUUUAAGGUUCAAGUUAAAGGAUUUUUUUGGUUGUUCCUUAAAGCAUAACGGGAAGAAAGUCUCUGGGGGCAAUUAUUACAUUUAAACUAGAAUUUCUUUUCUGUUUUAGGAUAGCUCUGUGUUUCUUAAUGACAUUGUGUUUUUGUAUGGAAUGUUCUGUACUAUAGGCCAGUGCUCUUGGUGAGAUGUAUAAACAUUUCUUUUACAAGAAAAAUUGCCAGUUAA
Messenger RNA from Marmota monax (woodchuck), 3312 nucleotides. It is a transcript of the gene Ccdc14, whose product is annotated as coiled-coil domain containing 14. Gene Ontology annotation, biological process: protein localization to centrosome. Gene Ontology annotation, cellular component: centriolar satellite. Bases 98 to 2806 code for a protein of 902 amino acids. The transcript has 13 exons. The record is from RefSeq and is a predicted model, not a curated record. Lineage: Eukaryota; Metazoa; Chordata; Mammalia; Rodentia; Sciuridae.